AUGCGUUUACGGCGACUCGUUGAGGAAUAUUUUGAAAAUUCGACUUUGCAUGGCGCAAAAUUCAUUGUGGACAAAGAUGCAUCGUGGGUGGAGAGAUUGUUUUGGGGGCUAUGCUUAAUAGCAUCCUGGCUAGCCUCUUGGCGAUUGAUUAACAUAUCACUGGAUGCAUUCGAAAACAAUGCUAUCAGUUUUGGUGUAGAGAGCUCCUAUCGCGAUUGGGAUACUAAUUUUCCAGCAAUUAUUGUUUGUGAGUCAAAAAAUAUGGAUCGUAUACAAGAAGUGGCCGAACGACUCUGGGGCGCCGAUCACGACUUCACACUGGAGGAGGUGCUUAGCGAGAUAUCCUUCUUUCGCGGCGAAUCCUAUCACACGGUGCAUGAGUGUGGCGGGGAAGAGCCUGCAGAAAAUUGUUUCUACUCAAAUUUCUCGUACUACGCUGAACUGGUGCGCAGCAGCUGCCAGGAUUCCAUACAGAACUGUAUGUGGAAUAAUAAAGCGUUCGAAUGUUGCAAAUACUUCCAUCGCAUGGAAACUGAGCUGGGCAUUUGCUAUGCCAUCAAUUCACUGCAAGCAGGCAAAAAUACUGGCGCAAAACUGAACAUGUACUCAAAUCGAUAUACCGGACUUGGAUCUCUAAAGAUGGAAUUGCACACGGAAGCUACAGUUUUCAUACUUGGCGAAGAGGAGGUACCGACUUUAGUUACACCCAAAACCGAUUAUCUAGUGGUUGGACCUUACGUCUCAUUUGUUCGCCACAUUUCCAAGCGCGACAUUCAAAACGAUGAACAAAUUCGCGCAACCAGUGUAGCACAACGCAAUUGCCGCUUCAGCGAUGAAAAUAAUUUGGAUGUCCAUCGUUACUACAGCUACUCCGCCUGCACGGUGCAAUGCCGCAAGGAUCGUCAAAUCGAACUAUGCAACUGUUCCAGUCAUCUCUCACCGAAUACACCAGAUUGGCAGCUGUGCAAUAUGGAUGGGUUGGAAUGCUUGAAUCGCAAUUAUGAGGACUUAUCGGUGAUCAUAGCCAAGUGGUCGCGUGGACGCAGGGGGCUGGUGUGCGAUUGCUUGCCAUCCUGCACAGAAGUCGAUAUAUCCACCGUACAUGACAGCAAAGAGAACAUUUAUGAAAAUCAAAAUCCUUUAGCUCAAGUAGAGAUCUCAUUGAUAGAGUUGCCAACAGAGCGUUAUAAGCGAAAUGUGGUGCGUGGAAAAUUGGAUUUAGUAGUAUCCAUUGGUGGCACUACCGGCCUUUUCGUUGGCGCCAGUCUUUUGAGUUUCGUGGAAAUCAUCUACUACAUCACAAUUCGCCCGUACGGCACAAUGCUAUCGGAGAAGCGUCAAAUACGCCAGCAAUUGCAAGCGUCUUGA
Molecule: messenger RNA, 1368 nt
Organism: Anastrepha obliqua
Lineage: Eukaryota; Metazoa; Arthropoda; Insecta; Diptera; Tephritidae
Product: sodium channel protein Nach
Exons: 8
Coding region: 1-1368 (455 amino acids)
Biological process (GO): sodium ion transmembrane transport
Cellular component (GO): membrane
Molecular function (GO): ligand-gated sodium channel activity
Source: RefSeq, a predicted model, not a curated record